GAUUUUAUGAAGAUAAGUCGCCGAAUUAUAUGUUUCUAUUUAUAAUUUGUAAACUCAGAUCUUAGUUUUACUCAUACUGUCCAGCCUGGCGGACAGAAAGCAGCUAAGAUGAGCAGAACCUGUCUGACCCGGAAGAAGCAGAAGCUGGAUGAGUUUGAACUGCAGUAACCCGGUCUGAACAUCCUCUCAGGCUGCCUCUUUGUGUCGCAGGGGCGGCUAACCGAGCCAAAGCCCUGCCUCUGCUCUCAUUGGACCGGGCCGGCAAGAGGCUGUCAGCCCAUGUGGCGUGGCCAAGCACGGCACCGCAUAUUUAAAUUCAUCCGGUUAAACAAAAAAAAAAAAUUAAAAGACGUACAGAGAGGAGGAAGGAGAGCUGAGAGGGUUCCUGAAAACAUCACAGUUAUUAAGAAUGGAAGACGUAGUCAUAGCUGGGAUUUCGGGCCGUUUGCCAGAAUCGGACAGCCUGGAGGAGUUCUGGGAGAACCUCAUCAAUGGUGUGGACAUGGUGACAGAAGACGACCGGCGGUGGACACCAGGCCUGUAUGGUCUCCCCAAGAGGAACGGUAAACUGAAGGACAUCAGCCACUUUGAUGCGUCCUUCUUUGGGGUCCACCCUAAACAGGCCAAUACGAUGGACCCACAGCUUCGCCUCAUGCUGGAGGUGGCCUACGAAGCCAUCCUUGAUGGAGGUCUGAAUCCCAGCACACUGCGUGGCAGCAAGACCGGAGUCUACGUUGGAGUGAGUGGCUCAGAGGCCGGUGAGGCCUUCAGCAGGGAUCCAGAGGAGCUGCUGGGCUACAGUAUGACUGGCUGCCAGCGGGCCAUGUUGGCCAACAGACUGUCCUACUUCUUGGACUUCAAAGGCCCCAGCGUGACAAUAGACACAGCCUGUUCCUCCAGCUUGUUGGCUUUAGAAAAUGCCUUCCAUGCCAUCCAGCAGGGUCACAUUGAUGCAGCUCUGGUAGGAGGAGUCAACUUGCUGCUGAAGCCAAACACCUCCGUUCAGUUUAUGAAACUGGGCAUGCUCAGUCCUGAGGGAACCUGCAAGUCCUUUGACUCAUCAGGGAACGGAUACUGUCGCUCUGAAGCAGCUGUAGCAGUGCUGCUGACAAAGCGAUCAGCGUCCAGAAGAGUCUACUCCACCAUCGUCAAUGCAGGCAGCAAUACUGACGGAUACAAGGAGCAAGGUGUAACGUUUCCUUCGGGUGACAUUCAGCAGAUGUUGCUUCGUUCUCUCUAUGAGGAGUCAAAUAUCACACCUGAGCAGGUGGAAUACAUUGAAGCUCACGGCACUGGAACAAAGGUCGGAGACCCACAGGAAGUGAAUGGGAUUGUCGGAGUCUUCUGUCAGUCUAAGCGAGAACCCUUGCUUAUUGGGUCCACUAAGUCCAACAUGGGCCACCCAGAACCAGCUUCUGGACUGGCAGCCCUGGCAAAGGUGUUACUCUCUUUGGAGCACGGGGUUUGGGCUCCUAACCUGCACUACCACGAUCCAAACCCUGACAUUCCUGCUCUAACCAAUGGCCAGGUUCAGGUUGUUGACCGACCUCUUCGUGUCCGGGGAGGCAUUGUAGGGAUCAACUCCUUUGGCUUUGGAGGCUCAAACGUUCACGUCAUUCUUCGUCCGGCUGCUAAAGCAGCCAACUCAAAUCCACCACGGAUGGUUCCCAGACUGCUUCAGGCCUGCGGCCGAACAGAGACUGCAGUAAACACCAUUCUGCAAAAGGGAAAGGAGCACUCCACAGACGACAGCUUCCUGUCUCUGCUGAAUGGAGUGUCAGGAGCUCCCAGCAUGCCCUACAGGGGCUACACACUUCUGGGCGCUCAGAGUGACAUCAGUGAGGUGCAGAUGGGCCAGGCUGCAGUCAGACCUCUUUGGUACAUCUGUUCAGGUAUGGGGACCCAGUGGGCAGGUAUGGGCCGCAGUCUCAUGCAGCUGCCAGACUUCAAAAAGUCCAUUCUGCGUUCUGAUGCUGCUCUGAAGGACACGGGCCUGGUUGUGUCUCGUUUGCUCCAAGAGGCGGAUGAUUCAACCUUUGAGGACACUGUUCACGCCUUUGUUGGCCUCGCUGCCAUACAGAUAGCGCUCAUUGAUCUGCUCACAAAUAUGGGUCUGCAGCCUGAUGGCAUCAUCGGACACUCUGUGGGAGAGCUGGCCUGUGGCUACGCCGACGGUUCCCUCAGCCAUAACGAGGCCAUCCUGGCUGCAUACUGGAGGGGUCUCUGUAUCAAAGAGGCCAAACUUCCUCCAGGAGCAAUGGCUGCAGUUGGGUUGACCUGGGAGGAGUGCAUUGCUCAGUGUCCUCAGGGAGUGGUCCCGGCCUGCCACAAUGCUGAAGACACAGUCACUGUCUCAGGUCCUCAGGAGGCAGUCAGUGCGUUUGUGUUGGAGCUGAAAGAACAAGGAGUGUUUGCGAAGGAGGUUCGUAGUGCCGGUGUAGCCUUUCACUCCUACUACAUGGCCUCCAUCGCUCCCAACUUGCUGUCUGCUCUAAAGAAGGUGAUCAAAGAACCUCGGCAGCGGUCGUCUCGCUGGGUGAGCACCAGCAUACCUCAGUCUGAGUGGGACAGUCCUCUGGCUAUGUACAGUUCAGCUGACUACCACGUCAACAACCUGCUGAGCCCGGUUCUGUUUCAAGAGGCCCUCAAUCUGGUACCUGAGAACGCUGUGGUGGUGGAGAUAGCACCUCAUGCUCUGCUGCAGGCCAUCCUGAAGCGUAGCCUCAAGCAAUCAUGUUCCAUCCACCCGUUGAUGAAGAGAGGUCAUCCCAACAAUCUUGAGUACUUCCUAUCAAAUAUUGGCAAAGUCUACAUGAAUGGCAUCAACCUGGAUUCCAAUAGCCUACUCCCACAGAUGACCUAUCCUGUUCCUGUUGGUACCCCAAUGAUCUCUCCGUUAGUGAUGUGGGACCAUGCUCAAACCUGGGACAUCCCCAAAGCAGAACAUUUUAUCAGCAGUUCAGGAGGUUCUAAAUCUGCUACCAUCUACAACAUUGAGAUAAACCCAGAAUCAGCAGACAACUAUCUAACUGAACACUGUAUCGAUGGACGUGUUCUGUACCCCGCCACGGGUUACCUGGUGCUGGCAUGGCGCACCUUGGUGAGAAGUCGAGGGGUUGUGAUGGAAACAACUCCUAUCAACUUUGAAGAUGUGAUCAUCCACAGGGCUACCAUCCUGCCAAAGACUGGCUCUGUUCAAUUAGAGGUGCACCUCAUGCCAGCCACAAACAAGUUUGAGGUUUCAGAAAAUGGAAACUUGGUUGUGAGUGGUAAGGUGAGCAUUCUGGAAGAGGCGUCCCUGGAUUCAUUUCAUAAUCAUCUAAAUCAGCAGUUUGUUGGAAACUGUGACACCAAAAUGAAACUGAAGGCUGCUGAUGUUUACAAAGAGCUUCGACUUCGAGGUUAUGACUAUGGGAAGGCAUUCCAAGGCAUUCUGGAGUCCAGUAAUGCAGGAGACAGUGGGAAGCUGCAGUGGACAGGAAACUGGGUGACCUUCUUAGAUACCAUGUUGCAGAUGAUUGUGGUCGGCCUGCCAGGUCGCAGUUUGCGUCUGCCAACCAGAAUCCGCUCAGUUUGCAUAGAGCCAGCUUUACAUCAAGACAAAGUCUGCGAGUACAUGGAUGGAGUUCAAGCUGUGCCCGUUGAUGUGAACCGUUGCCUUGACAUCAUUGUUGCUGGUGGAGUCCAGAUCUCUGGUCUUCAUGCCACGGUGGCCCCUCGUAGACAGCAGCAGCAGAGGUCCCCCACACUGGAGGAGUUUGUGUUUGUGCCCCAUGUCCUGACAGAUGUCCUUACCACCAAUCCAAAACUCACAGAGCGGUUGAGACUCUGCAAAGGUUUAAUCCACAGACUCCAGCUGAAGUUGGCAGACCAUGGGGUCAAGCUGUCCAUUCCUGGACUACAGAGGGUGUUGGAUGAUUCUCUUCCCAUCCAAGACCUGUCGAGUCCUGACCUGGUGCGCCUGCUGACCAUCCUGUGUGGCCUGGAGCUGAAUGGGAACCUUCGCUCUGAGCUGGAGCAAGUGGUAAUGAAGGAGCAGGCCUGUCUGCUGCAGGACAGUCUGCUGCACGGCCUGCUGGACGACCCGGCUCUCAGACACUGUCUGGACCUGACCAUGGAGAACUGCACGCCUGGGAAGAUCAAAAUCGUUGAGGCUCUGUCAAAUGAUGGUCAGCUCUUCUCUCGUGUGGUGCCCCUCCUCAACAUCCAGCCCAUGUUACAUGUGGACUACACUGCCACAGCACCAGAUCUGGAUCUUCUGGACCCCCACAAGGAUGCUCUGGAGGAACUAGCUGUUGCUUCAGCACAGUGGAACUCUCUUACCCAACCUGCUCCUGGAGGUCUGGGCUCGGGGGCAGACCUGGUCGUGUGUAACCAUGCCUGGGGUCCUCUGAAGACAGACCCUGGACUGUUGGUGGCUAACCUGGUUUCUGCAGCUAAACAACAAGGGUUUGUUCUGCUCCACACUUUGUUGAAAGGGGAGACACUUGGAGAGAUGGUUUCCUUCCUCACCAGCUCGACUCAGAACAGCAACCAGUCUGUCCUGCUCACACAGGCUGAGUGGGAGAAAGUGUUUUCUGAGGCCUCCUUGGCACUGGUGGCUGUCAGGAGGUCAUUUUAUGGCUCAGUCCUCUUUCUCUGUCGCCAAAAGUCUGAGAGCAAACAGUCCCUGUACCUACCUGUGGAUCGCACUGACUUUAUGUGGGUGGAAAAACUCAAGGAAGUGAUGGCAGAUUCAUCGGAUCAUCUUGUGUAUUUGACUGCCUCACACGCCUACAGCGGGGUUGUGGGAAUGGUGAACUGUCUUCGUCAGGAACCAGGUGGUAACAGAAUACGCUGCUUGUUUGUGUCCAAUCUAAGUGGGUCCUCAGAGACACCAAGCCUACAGCCAGGCCAUAUGUCUGUCCAGUCUGUGUUGGAGGGAGAUCUGGUUCUGAACGUGUUCAGAGACGGACAGUGGGGAACCUUCAGACAUCAGCUGAUCUCUCACGAUCUGAAGGAAGAGUUGACGGAGUCUGCAUAUGUCAACGUGCUGACUCGAGGUGACCUGUCUUCUCUGCGUUGGAUUGCGUCACCACUCCGACACUUUGUCAGCAGCAGACCCAGCGUGCAGCUGUGUCACGUCUACUACAGCUCGCUCAACUUCAGAGAUAUAAUGCUGGCCACUGGCAAACUGCCACCGGACGCUAUCCCAGGAGACCCAGCUCUGCAGCACUGUCUGCUGGGGAUGGAGUUUUCUGGUCGGGACUCUAAAGGUCGGCGUGUGAUGGGGCUCCUGUCUGCUAAAGGUCUGGCAACAACUGUGGACGCAGAUGAACAGUUCCUCUGGGAAGUUCCUGCCACGUGGACUCUGGAGCAGGCUGCCUCGGUGCCGGUGGUCUACGCCACAGCCUACUACUCACUGGUGGUCCGUGGAAGGCUUCGAGCCGGUGAAACUGUUCUGAUCCACUCAGGCUCGGGGGGAGUGGGUCAAGCGGCCAUCACCAUCGCGCUCAGCAAGAACUGCAGAGUUUUUACUACAGUUGGCUCGUCAGAGAAGAGGGCCUACCUGCAGCAGAGGUUCCCUCAGCUGUCAGAUGAAUCCUUCUCCAACUCCAGAGACACAUCCUUUGAGCAGCACAUCCUGCUCCACACGCAGGGCAAAGGGGUGGACCUGGUGUUAAACUCUCUAGCUGAGGAGAAGCUGCAGGCCAGUAUUCGCUGCACCGCCAGACACGGACGGUUCUUGGAGAUCGGCAAAUACGACCUUUCUAACAACUCCCCCCUGGGCAUGGCCUUCUUCCUGAAGAACGUGGCGUUCCACGGCAUCCUGCUGGACGCCCUGUUUGAGGAGGGAAACAGGGAGUGGGAGGAGGUGUCCCAGCUUUUACAGGGCGGCAUCACCACAGGCGUCGUUCAGCCUCUGCAGACCACCGUGUUCACCAGGGACAACGUGGAGCCAGCGUUCAGAUACAUGGCUCAGGGCAAACACAUCGGCAAAGUCCUGCUGCAGAUCCGCUCUGAGGAACAAGGGGCAGCCCUUCAGCCCGCCUCCCCUCUGUCUAUCCCAGCUAUCUGUCGCACCUUCUGCCCCCCGUCUCACUCCUACAUCAUCACCGGAGGACUUGGGGGCUUCGGUCUGGAGCUGGCUCAGUGGCUGAUCGAACGAGGAGCCAACAAACUGGUGCUGACCAGCAGGUCAGGCAUCAGGAACGGAUACCAGGCUAAACGGGUUCAUGAGUGGCAGCAUCAAGGUGUUCAGGUGUUGGUGUCCUCGUGUGACGUCGGCACACUGAAGGGAACAGAGCAGCUGGUUGCUGAGGCAUGCACACUGGGCCCAGUGGGAGGUGUCUUUAAUCUGGCCAUGGUGUUAAAAGACGGCAUGUUGGAGAAUCUGACUCCUGAGCUUUUCCUUGAUGUUAACAAACCAAAGAGUGACGGCACCAUAAACCUGGACAAAGUAACAAGACAAACAUGUCCAGACCUCAAGUACUUUGUGGCCUUCUCCUCAGUCAGCUGUGGCCGUGGAAACGCCGGACAGAGCAACUACGGUUACGCCAACUCAGUCAUGGAGCGAGUAUGUGAAAAACGCCGUCACGAUGGUUUCCCUGGAUUAGCCAUCCAGUGGGGUGCCAUCGGGGAUGUGGGUGUGGUACUGGAGACCAUGGGUGGGAACGACAUGGUGAUCGGUGGGACCUUGCCGCAGCGCAUCACAUCCUGCCUGGAGGCGCUCGACUUCUUCCUGAACCAGCGGCAGCCGGUCGUGUCCAGCUUCGUGCUGGCAGAGAGGACUGUAGUGAAAGGCGAGGCAGGGAACCAGAAAGACUUGGUGGAUGCUGUAGCUCACAUUCUGGGUGUUCAGGAUGUGAGCAGCCUAAACCCUGACGCCUCGCUGGCUGACCUGGGCCUGGACUCUCUGAUGGGCGUGGAGGUUCGCCAGACCUUAGAGCGAGACUAUGACAUCGUCAUGGCCAUGAGGGAGAUCCGCCAUCUUACUAUUAACAAGCUGCGUGAGCUGUCCAAGAGCAAGCUUGAAGGAUCAAAUGAAUCUCAUCCAGCUGCAGACAAGAAGGAUGGCGUUCACGCGGUGUUGGCGUCUGACCUGACAGAGUUAUUAGUCAGCCCCGAUUGUCCCACAGUGGUACCCCUCAACACGGUCCAAAGCAAAGAGAGACCCCUGUUCCUGGUCCAUCCCAUCGAAGGCUCCACUGCUGUGUUUAAGAAGCUCGCCUCCAAGCUCACCAUGCCUUGUUACGGCUUACAGUGCAAUAAAGCUGCUCCUCUGGACAGCAUCCAAUCGUUGGCAGCCUUCUAUGUGAACUGUAUCAGACAGGUGCAGAAAGGAGGACCCUACAGGAUCGGAGGCUACUCUUUUGGAGCCUGUGUGGCCUUUGAGAUGUGCUCCCAGCUGCAGGCCCAGCAGCAACCUGUGGAGUCUCUGUUCCUGUUCGACGGCUCUCACUCAUAUGUGGCAGCGUACACCAAGAGCUACAGAGCCAAACUGACUCCAGGUAAAGAGUGUGAGGCUGAGACCGAGGCUCUGUGUGCCUUCAUCCAGCAGUUCACUGACCUCGAUUAUAAAAAGGUGCUGGAGCUUCUUCUUCCACUCUCAGACCUGAACGCUCGAGUCAAGGUGGCCGUGGACCUCAUCUCCUCCACUCAUAAACACAUCAACCCCGACUCGCUCAGCUUUGCUGCCUCUUCGUUUUACUACAAGCUAAAAGCAGCCGAUGGCUACGUCCCUGCUAACAAAUACCACGGCAGUGUUACGCUACUGAGAGCCAAAACCAGCAGCGAAUACGAACAAAACCUGGGAGAUGACUACAAACUCAGUGAGGUCUGUGAUGGAAACGUGUCAGUUCACGUGGUUGAGGGAGACCACCGCUCUCUACUGGAGUCUGAGGGAGUGGAGACCAUCAGCAGCAUCCUCCACAGCUCACUGGUCACGUCAAGGAAAAGCUAAACCCUCAGCCCGUCACUAGUUCUGCUGCAGAUUCCCAGGAUCUGCUGCAAUAAUCCAGUUUAAUCCAGACAGAACCGGGAUACAGUAACUGAACGGUAGAGCAGCUUUUCUAAUCUCAGUAGUUUACUGAAGAGACAAACAGCCCCACGUUUAAAAGCUUGUUUAUUUUAAAUAGUUUUUUAGGUUACAUGUUAGUAAUUUCUUUUUAAAUCAUUUCUCUUUCCAGAGUCAGCUGUAGGCAGGUUUACAUACAAGUCUGUUUUAUUUUAAUCCAUACGAAACACGGAAAUUAUAAACAAUAUUGAAUUUAUUUGUUACGGAUGAAAAACGAAACCUGUAAAAAUAAACUGGAGAUCCUCUUUAACGCACCACACAACCCGUCUGUGGAUGAAUUUAUAAAUAAAGGAACCAGAUCCAGACUUAAAUAUCUAUUUACUCAGUGGCUUGCUUUGAUCAUAAUCUGAUAUUUAUAACAAAAGUCAUUUCUCCACAUUUGUUUUCAAACAGACUUGAAAUUCCUCCAAGAUCUUUACUGGAAUUUGAGAGUGAAUUUAUGAAAGUUGAAUGGAAUGAGCUCCUUGUGGAUUAUAAUCCAACAUGUGUCCCCUUCAUAUUAAAAUAAUCAACCAAAACUGGUAUAAACUCCUGUAUGCUGAUGACAGCAGUUAGUUUCUGGUCAGAUUUGUGACGCUGUUGCAGAAAAGCCAGACACAGAUUUAGAAAAGGUUUACAUGCAUCACUUCUUAUUCUUAUCUGGAAAUAUCAAGAAAACAAAGACGAUCAUUCUUAUUGAAAACUAAACUUAAAAACGAACAUCAACAUUUUCUUUUUGAAGAUGAGGAUUGUUAUCAACUGUUAAAGAAUAACUUUUAAACAUCAUGUUUAACUUGACAGCCUGGUCUCAGAGCAAACAAGAUGUCAAAUCUGAGUUUUUUUUAAACAAAUGAGCUCAAAGAUUGUUCAUAAAACAUUUUAAAUUAAAGACGAUAUUUAUUGUUAGUCAAAAGUUUAAUGGGACUGUUUCUCCACAUCUUUUGGUAAAACAUUGUUCUCUUGAAGAAGUAAAGAUUUGGAAAUGUUUUUUCAUCAUUAUUAAAAAAGCUGCUAAAUUGUGCUCAAUUCAACAACAAACUUGUAUUCAUGUCUAGUUUUUAAAAAACGUUGUUUUAUUUGUAUAUCUUUGUAUUGCACAUUUAACCUGAUAGCAAUGUGCGCUGAAGUUCUUUUUGCUUUUUAGUUUUCCAGAAGCACUUUAAUGUGUAACGUGUUGCAAAAUGAGCUGUUUUUGUUCUGUCGCAGACACUGGACAGUUGCUGUCAACUUAUCUUAAAACCAACUUGUAGAAUAAAAAGAAACAGGAAUGAUCUAAAUGACAAAACAUCUUCUAGCAGUUGAGACACACAGGUACUGAACUGAGCUCUGGUUUUCCUCAAACUCAGUAGAAACGGUUCAGUUAAAAUGAGUUUAAACGGGUUUUCACAAACCCAAGUUUAAAUUAUCUGAACUGUCCCUUAAUUUCAGUUUCCAAACAGUUUCUACGAUGUUUCAGGAUUGUGAUUCUAUUCCUUUUUAACUUCUUCUGGUUUAGUUUCAGCUGUGGAUCCACAUGUUUUUACACAAGCUUUAACCCAUUAAAAAGUUACUGUCUGUAUGUUAUAGAUGAUAACAUGUUUAUCAUAGGAAACCCCCUGGUCUGGGUUCUUUCUGCUGUCCUCUGAGACUUCAUGUGGUCGGUGAAGAGGGACUGAAGAGAGAAGUAACAUGUUUGUUGUGAUUCUGUAGUGUUUGUAUUGAGUAAUAAAGCCCUCCCUGUAAUGACUCUGA
Messenger RNA from Austrofundulus limnaeus, 9766 nucleotides. RefSeq names its product fatty acid synthase (gene fasn). The coding region runs from base 410 to 7942 and encodes 2510 amino acids. Gene Ontology annotation, molecular function: oxidoreductase activity; fatty acid synthase activity; 3-oxoacyl-[acyl-carrier-protein] synthase activity. The record is from RefSeq and is a predicted model, not a curated record. The transcript has 42 exons. NCBI's taxonomy places the organism in Eukaryota, Metazoa, Chordata, Actinopteri, Cyprinodontiformes, Rivulidae. Gene Ontology annotation, cellular component: cytoplasm. Gene Ontology annotation, biological process: fatty acid biosynthetic process.